AACCUUAUAGAGUCUUUUUUUAGUAUUGUUUAUUGUUUUUGAAAAUGUAAGAUCCCAAAAACCUCUUUCUGCGGGAGAAUCUGAUAUGAAAAUUAUUUGUUUUUUCACAUCACAAAUGGAAUGUUUGUCGACACAAUCUUAGCAACACCAAGCUGAGGGUAGUUAAACGCAUGUAAAUGGUAUUUGGAAUACUUUGAUCAAUCAAUAGCUUCAAUCUAAUAGUAAAUUAACUAUGGAUAUCUGGUGAGUAUAAAUUAAUCACCGAAUGUGAAUACUACUAACAGUGAAUAACACAUUGAAACUACCUCACUCCUCUUACAUUAUUUAUUAAUGGGCAAAACAAUAACAGAAGAGCCUUUAUUUCAGAAAAAACGAAAAUUCAAAUUCCCUGACGGAUUUAAUUUAAACAAACAAUUUUCAAAUCCAAAAAAAGAAGACGAUUACUUUGUAAUCGGUCCAUCUGAUGGAAAAUUCUCUCAUCCAAUUGCCUAUAGAAACAGUCAGAAACGUAAUGCCCGUAGUGUUUCACCCAAGCGAAAAGAGAACUCUGAUACAACGUUGAAAAAGUCAACACAGACACCGGCGAACAAAUACGAUUGUAGGCAAAUACAACAACAACAACAACAAAGGCCACAAACUGUUCAUAAAACUCGAAUAGACGAAGCUAUCCAAACAGAUGGAACGCAUAAAGCUUUAGAAGCAGAAAUACGACGUAUACGAAAUGAGAUCGACAAUAGAAAAAGACUAUUACGUGAAAAAGAGGAAAUAAAACAGAAUAGGAGGCAAGUAAAAAAAACUGAGAAUGAUGCGAAGUACUCCUCUAAACCAGUAGGCGUUAACCAGCAUUCAGUUAAUAUUUGUGUUCCAGAUGCUCCACGUCAAGAUAAGCGUAUUAAAACUCCACUUCAAGAAUAUGGACAACAAAGCGAAAAGUUAGUGAUUCCUAAAGUUACAAAAUACACCAUUGAAAACAACAAUCGUAUCUCUGAGUAUCAGAGUGCAUUUAAAGCACCACAAAUGAAUUACCACCAGCUAGAUUCAACACAGUUUAUUAGACCAACAUCAGCAUCAUGUAAACUGGAUAAAUUUCAAGGUCGUAAAAUCCCCUACGAUACAGAAUACAGACAUGAGUAUAAACCCUUUAAAUAUGUUCCAAUAGACCAGCUAAAAUCAACUGAAAUAAGAGAUGAGAAAAGUGUGAAUAUUAUUCCAUUAAGACGUCCAGUAUCAGCUUAUGGAUUUAGAGAGAUAAAGCACACUGAUGAUGAAAAUGCAAAUAAGCGAAGAAUUCGAGCACUGACUCCACCUUCAAAACUACCAAAAAAGAUUUGCCAUAAUAUUAGUGAAUACAAUGCAAAAUAUCUUAAUUAUACAGAUUUAUUAAGUACUCAACCUAAUCGAUCAAAAUCAACAAUAGAGAACAACUUACCACCGUACAACUGGUAUCGCGAAUUAGUAGUGUUACGUGAAAAAGCUGAUGAAUAUCGAAAACGUGAUAGAGAAUCCCAUUUUUCACGUGAACACCUGGCACAGUUAGACUCUGAUUCAGUUAGUUACUGGGAUCCACCAAGUGAUGAAAGUUAUGCGCAAAAUAUUGAAAAAUAUAAAGAAAGUCUACAAAUGCCAAGAGCUGGAAAACCAUCUACAGAUCUGGUGUCUGAUCCGUACAACGAACCAUUAGCUAGUCAACGAAGAAGAGCAAUGCUAGACAGUUAUAAUGUUGCACAGAUAAUGGAUCAAGAUGAUGAUUGUUGUGAUACAGAAGAGGAUCAAAAUCCACAGUACGGCCAUUACCAACAACCGGCAUGCACACAUCCAUGCGCAGAAUACAGACGCGAUGUUAAUUGUCCACGAGACAACUAUGUAGGCAUGUUACCAGAUAAUACAAAAUAUACUCAGGAAAAUGAAUUACACUACAACUCAGAUUGUAGCUUAAAAUCUGAAAAUGAUCCACCUCGAACAAGUUUAGAAGGCGACUACUGUAGAGCAUGUAAUCGAUGCACUAAUAAUAAAUGGGUAGACUACCAAGAUUAUCAUCAUCAUCAUCACCAUCAAGUGGGAGAGAAAACUCGAAAUUCAUACCCAAGAAAGCAAAGAUCAUUAGAUGAAACAGAAUCAUUGACUAGUUGUAGUUCACUUUCAGAAAAAUCUAUAGAAUUAAGUUCACGCUUAGCUUAUGAAACUCUUAACCGAGCUCAAAGACAACAUCAACGUAUCCUGCGUGAACAAAAGUUAUACAAUGAAAAUGUAUACUCUCCAACUGCUUAUUCUAACAGCAAAUCUGUACAAUAACAACAAUAGCCGGUCACAUUAUAUGCUUUUUAACUGCACA
Messenger RNA from Trichobilharzia regenti, 2332 nucleotides. Lineage: Eukaryota; Metazoa; Platyhelminthes; Trematoda; Strigeidida; Schistosomatidae. The record is from the annotation of a GenBank genome assembly.